CUUGCGACUUGCAGCGGUUGAGCAAAAACAUAAUAGAAUUCGCUCGAGUCGAGAUUUCAUUAAAGGUGCACAAAAAUCGCUCAGCACUGGUGCUUUUGCUCGCAGCAAAUCAUUAUUUCUGAAGUCUCUAAAAUUCGGCAGCGUCUAGCGAUAUAAAGUUGAGUAAAAAGUGUCCUUCAUUCAGGCAAUACAUAUCAACAUUUUCGAAAAGUGGAUGAGGAAGUUUGAAGAUGGCCAACUACACUCGUGCCCAUGGGUCGUUCUACCAGGAGGAAUACGUCGUUUGUCCUCUCAACAGCGAGCACAUCAUCCGCGAGGGACGCUUCCAGUACCACCUCGUGCGCUGCUUCGAGAGGUUUCCUCACAAGGAAAGAGUGCAGCGGUGCCCUUUCAACGCAACACACCUAGUCCUGCUUCCUGCAAGCCUUGAGCAGCACAUGUCUAUGUGUCCGAACAAAGUUUCUGUCCUUCUCUACAAAUACACUCCUGGAGCAACUGACUUAAGAGACAGAGUUCUACCUAUUUCAAACAGGAUUGCUGAGAGCUUAGACGAAGACUGGUCUGAAUGCAACUCUGCCACCUACAAUCCAAAAAAACAGGGCCAGGUCUCAGCCAGCACCAGCAGUGACAGAAAAAGGCAUCACCAUCGUCACCACAAAGACAAGAAGGAUAAGCAUUCAAAGACUUCCAAGAGGGAUUCCAUAAAUUUCCCUGGUGUCAGCAAGGCUGGAUUGGACAUUAUCAUUAGUGAUGAUGAGACAGACAUCAUGACAACCACCUUCAGUGAAUUAAGCAUUGAUAAUAAGCCAUACAAGGAGAAAUUAUAAACUUGCAAAACAGCUUUGUAAAUUUGUAGAUGACGUUUGAUUUUGCAUUUUGCCUCAGUUGGUUUGGAUUAACAAUAGAAUAAACAUAUUAUCUGAUAUAAUUAAAUAAUUAUAAAGGCAUGUUGCACUGCAAUAAUUUUGAUCAUCAGUUUCUUUUAUUACAUCAAAAUUAUAAAUAAAAUUCCCGCAAAUAAAAAAAAAGUAAUAA
This is a messenger RNA of Neocloeon triangulifer, 1035 nucleotides long. RefSeq names its product gametocyte-specific factor 1 homolog. The record is from RefSeq and is a predicted model, not a curated record. The transcript has 6 exons. Bases 231 to 827 code for a protein of 198 amino acids. NCBI's taxonomy places the organism in Eukaryota, Metazoa, Arthropoda, Insecta, Ephemeroptera, Baetidae.